AUGCUGACGGCACCCACGCCGCAAGACACGGCGGCAGAGGGCGGCGCGCCCACGCUGGCGCGGCCCACGCAGGAUGACAUUCCGAGCCUGGCACAGAUGCGGGCCCGCGCCUUCAGCGACAAGGCCUGCUGCUGCCAGUCCGUGUCGUCGGCGGCAGACGAGAACGCAAGGGUCUACCGCGAGUACGCCCAGCGCUUUCCGAGGAAGCUCGAGCACUGCUGCGUGGUGCGCACUCCCGGGGGGGCCGUCCUCGGCGCGAUCCAGCUGGCGUUCCCCGAGGACCCCGGAGAUCUCUCGAUGCCCUCUGCCAUGCGCCACAAGGUGCGGCACGGCGAGUGCUACGUCGAGUGGGUCGCGUUGGACGAGGCCGCGAGAGGCUCGCUGGACCUGAAGGCGGCCCGCGGAACGACGUUCCAGCGGCCGAGGUGCCCCUUCCGCGCAGCAGCGGGACAGAUGCAGGACCCGCCACAGGACGCGGCGGCGCACGAGCUGCAGGAGGCGGUGCCUCCGCCGCCCGUCCGGUACCUGCAGCGGGCCAACUCGCACGACGCGCCGCAGCCCAAGGGCUCGCGGACCCGCUCCGCCGUGCUGGAGUCGCUGAGGUUUCGCUCCCAACAGCAGAUCGACGCCGCCGAGCAGGCGCACCUCAAGGCGCUGGAGCGCCACACGCAGGCCGAGGAGAUAUGGCGGAAGCAUCAGCGCCAGGCGGAGGUCAAAGGAGCGUCCCUGGGGCCCGGCGCGCACCGGCCAGCCGCACACGGUCCCGUGGUCAUCAAUGUCGCGUCGCCGUCGUUUCGGGCGCGCGCGGGCGCCGUGCGCGGCCUCUCCGCGCUCGCGGAAGUCGAGCCCGACGCCGGCGCCCGCGACGACAACCCCGAGGCCCAGUCCCUGCGCUCAGAGGACCCCCACACCCCCUCCUCGCACGGGCCGCUCGUGGCCACCGUGAGCUCGCUGUCGGCGCCGCACGUCGCCCCGGGCCUCCUCGCGUCGAAGAAAUCGUGGAUCGGCGCCGCCGCGGACGCGGACAUGCUCGCGCCGCUGUCCAUCGAGGACCCGCAGCGGGAGUUUGCGCGCAGCCUGUUGUCGCCCGUCUCGCUGUCGGUGCGCAGCAGCCGCGUCGCCGCGCACGACUCGCGGGAGUCGCUCCUGAGCCAGGCGGUCUACCCGAUGCGCACGUCGUCGGGCGCCACGCUCAUCGACGCGCACGGCACUCUGGGGCGCGUGGGGCCCGCGAAGGACGCCUCGCGGAGGUCCGUUGGGUUCCGCGCCACGAACGGCUCGGAGAGCGGCGACGUGGUGGGCGCGCUGGACGCCGGCGCGCCCCGCCGGCGCGCCCGCCCCCCCGGCCCACGGGCCCUCGCGACGGUCAAGUCCGGCGUGCCGAUGCGGGAGCACGAGACGCCGAUUCCGCCGCGGGAGUCCUCUGAGGGCCGGCGAUCGAGCGCGGGCCUCACGCAGACCGCGCCGGCGCGGCCGUCGCCGCGGAGGAGCGACAGCGCGUCGCAGCUGCUGCGCGACGCGGGCGACGGGGCGCUCAAGAUCAUGGAGCAGGUCAAGGAGCUGCGGAGGGAGGACGUGCAGAAGAAGGGCGAGCGCCGCAAGAGCAUGCAGUACCCGACUUCGCACGCGGGCGACGCGGGCGGCAGCAGCGCCAGCGCCUCCCCGAUCACUCACACUGACGUCGCGGUCGCGCCGCCGGCGCCCACGGGCACCUCGCGCAAGGGCGCGUUCGUGACGCUGCGGGCGCGGCAGAGGGUCUACAUGUCGGACGUCGCGGGCCUCCACAACCUGUGGAACGAGGCCCUCUUCUCCUGCGGGAUGCAGGGCGACGUGCUGCGGUCCGACCUGAUCCGCCUCACGGAGACGUUCGAGCCGUCGAAGCUCGGGAUGUCCCACCCGGCGAGCGGGCGCAUCCUCGAGGAGCUGUGCAAGAAUCUGCGCAAGCCGCGGGACGGCGCCGCCACGACGUCGCUCACCACGGUGACCUUCCGCGACAUGGUGGAGGCGGCGUGGCCGAACGCGCGGCCGCCCGAGGUGACGGAGAUCAUCCACAUGGCGCGCGACGCGCAGCGCGUGCCGGAGUGGAUGGCCCCGUUCGAGUACCACGCCGUGGCGUCCAUGUUCCGCGCGAUCGACGAGGUCGAGGGGCGCGGGCACAUCAGCGCGAAGCAGUUCGAGAGCUUCCUCUCGGCCGUCGGGGAGGUCGUGCACGGGCGGAAGGCCACGAACCGGACGCUGCUGCGGCGCCGCAUCGACCGGCUGAUCCAGAACAACAAGACGUGGGGGGGGGUGUUGGACGUGGACGGCGUGGUGGAGUGGUGGCGCACGGUCAACCCGAAGGAGGAGCAGCCGCUGUCCGCGGAGAUCGCGGCCGCGCUGGGGCAGCCGGGGUCGCCGAUGAUGAAGCGCGUGAUCGAGGUCAUGGAGAAGGCGUCUCCGUGGCGGCAGCACUGA
Molecule: messenger RNA, 2454 nt
Organism: Pedinophyceae sp. YPF-701
Lineage: Eukaryota; Viridiplantae; Chlorophyta; Pedinophyceae
Source: the annotation of a GenBank genome assembly